Messenger RNA from Ostreococcus lucimarinus CCE9901, 471 nucleotides. RefSeq lists its product with no specific name. Gene Ontology annotation, cellular component: cytoplasm. The coding region runs from base 1 to 471 and encodes 156 amino acids. Gene Ontology annotation, biological process: cellular response to oxidative stress; cell redox homeostasis; hydrogen peroxide catabolic process. The record is from RefSeq and is a predicted model, not a curated record. Gene Ontology annotation, molecular function: thioredoxin peroxidase activity. The transcript has a single exon. Lineage: Eukaryota; Viridiplantae; Chlorophyta; Mamiellophyceae; Mamiellales; Bathycoccaceae.
AUGGACGUCCAGGUGUCGUACUUCGACGACGACGGGAACCUGGUGCGGUGCGAGUUCGGGGAUUUGCUGCGAGGGAAGACGGCGGUGGUGUUCGCGGUGCCCGGCGCGUUUACGCCGACGUGCUCGACGAAACAUUUGCCGGGAUACGUCGAACGCGCGGACGCGAUGCGCGAGCGCGGCGUGGAUGAGGUGAUUUGCGUGUCCGUGAACGAUGCCUUCGUGAUGAACGCGUGGGGGAACAGCGCGGGAGCGAAGAUGGCGAAAAUUAAGAUGGUCGCGGACGGGUCGGCGGCGUGGAGCAAGGCGUGCGGAGUGGAUUUGGAUCUUCACGAGCAAGGGAUGGGAACGCGCAGUCGCCGCUACGCGCUCAUCGCGCGCGAUGGGGUGAUCGAGUACUUGGCCAUGGAGUCGGGGCAAAAGUACGAGACGAGUGGUGCGGCGGAUAUUUUGGAAAGGUUGCCGCUUCCGUGA